AUGGGUUGUACAUUCUUAUUCAUUUCGCUUUGCAUGUGUUUGGGUUUUGGUCUAACUGAAGCAGUUCCUGCAAAUUCUCUCAUCAUAAAGCUUCCAGGUUUCAAUGCUACUUUCCCAUCAAAGCAUUACUCUGGGUAUGUAUCAAUAAAUGGGAAUCCUGCAAAACAACUCUUCUACUACUUUGUCAAGUCGGAAAGACAGCCAUCGAAUGAUCCGGUCAUUUUAUGGCUUAAUAGGGGGCCAGGGUGCUCUAGCUUUGAUGGGUUUGUUUAUGAACAUGGACCAUUAAACUACGAGGCAGGAAAACGACACAGAGAACUGCCCAUAUUACAUCUCAAUCCUUAUAGCUGGUCCAAGGUUGAUAAUUCUAAAAUGUAUGUAGACCAAUGA
This is a messenger RNA of Camellia sinensis, 390 nucleotides long. Its product is annotated as serine carboxypeptidase-like 20. Gene Ontology annotation, biological process: secondary metabolic process; proteolysis. The record is from RefSeq and is a predicted model, not a curated record. Lineage: Eukaryota; Viridiplantae; Streptophyta; Magnoliopsida; Ericales; Theaceae. Gene Ontology annotation, molecular function: serine-type carboxypeptidase activity; acyltransferase activity, transferring groups other than amino-acyl groups.